CGCCGCCACCGCUCCUCCUUCCAUCGGGCGCUACACCGCGCGGGGCUAAACGGCCUUCCGGGACGCCGCCCGCCGCGAGGAGUUUGCUGUGCCCCAGCGCCGCGAGCCCCGGUGACUCGCCCUCGCUCUACCCAGAAACCUUCCGCCUGAGCCCGCGCGGGAGGAGCGGGGCCUCUGAGGGGAGCGGCUACCCCGCCGGCCCCGGUCUCUUUCCCUGGCGGCGGUGGCUUCUUCUGUAGGACAAUAUGUUCAAGAGAAUGGCCGAAUUUGGGCCUGACUCCGGCGGGAGAGUGAAGGGGGUUACUAUCGUUAAACCAAUAGUUUAUGGUAAUGUUGCUCGAUAUUUCGGGAAAAAGAGAGAAGAGGAUGGGCACACCCAUCAGUGGACAGUGUAUGUCAAACCGUAUAGAAAUGAGGAUAUGUCAGCAUAUGUGAAGAAAAUCCAAUUUAAAUUACAUGAAAGCUAUGGCAAUCCUUUAAGAGUUGUUACUAAGCCUCCAUAUGAAAUUACUGAAACAGGAUGGGGUGAAUUUGAAAUAAUCAUCAAAAUAUUUUUCAUUGAUCCUAAUGAAAGACCUGUGACCCUCUAUCAUUUAUUAAAGCUGUUUCAGUCAGACACCAAUGCAAUGCUGGGAAAAAAGACAGUGGUUUCAGAGUUCUAUGAUGAAAUGAUAUUUCAAGACCCAACAGCAAUGAUGCAACAAUUAUUAACAACAUCUCGCCAGCUAACGUUAGGAGCCUAUAAGCAUGAAACAGAAUCGCAUGCUCAACAGACUGCUGCAAUGACUCCUGGGAGCAUGUGCCCAUGUCCUGAUGGCCGUCUGUGGUUCCCAGGCUGUAGCCUUUGGAGUGUCCAAAUGCGGUCUAUAGUCAAGUUGUGAGUCAAGGUGUAACUGAACCUAAGAUCUCCCCUGUUGGGCAGAGUCAGAAAGGCUUUCAUGGCAAACUGAAAAUAAAUUUGUAAGUUAAAAAAUUAGUUUACACACAUCCUCCAUUUCAACCAGUAGAACCUUCAUGCUGUUCCUCAAAUGUACUACCCUGCACUCUCCUGCUAUUACAUCUUCCAUCUUCUUCCUUUGUUAAAAUAUUUCCUUUCUUCCAGGCCCAAAUUUCCCUCUCCCUCCUCCCAACUAAGCUCACUUCCUCUGACCCAUCAUAGUAUCUUGUUUGCCUCUCUUUUGUGUUGUUAUUCAUCCUGCUGUGAAAGUAUGAUAUACUUCUAUUACCGUCCUUCACACUUUUUUUCACUCUUGGCAAAAGAGGGCAGUUGGUUUUGUUUAUCUUGAUAAUAUAUAUAAAGCACUUGACAUGCCUAGCAUACAGGAAGUGCUCAAUAAAGGAUCACUGGCCUUUUAGUGUUCUCUGUCACUUAACUUUUAGGACCUGCCCGGGGUCUAUUCCACACUAGGGCACAAUUCUAGUUGCAGAUCUUGACUUUUUCUUCAUCUACUCUAGCCUGUCCCAGUGCUAGGCACAGAGUCUUGCCCAGCUGUGCCCCAAGAUAUCACAAGCACAAAUAAGCCAAAGGUGAAAACUGGCUUUGGCCUGGAAUGUACCAUUCAUGUGGGUCUACUUAUGCUGAGAUUGUUUCUGUACUUAAGACUUUGGAAAAUUAGACAAAAUUUAUAGUGUGUUUUUAUUGAGUUUGAUGACCAGAACUAAGCUAUUUUUAUCUCUCUAAGAGCAAUCUAAAGUGUCAGGACUGCCCUGUCCAGUCUUCUAUGGUAGAGGUCUGCAAACAUUAUCCAAAAGGGCCAGAUAGUAUUUUAGGCCUUGGGGGCUAUACAUUCUCUGUCACUGCUGCUCAAUUCUGCAAUUGUAACAUGAAAUCGGCCGUCCCUAAACAAAUAGCACUGUGUUCCAACGAAAAUGCAUUUAAUGACACGGAGAUUUGAAUUUCGUAAAAUUUCCACAUCAUAAAAUAUUUUCCUUUGUUUGAUUUUUUUUUCCAAGCACUGAGAACAUUAACAAACAAACAAACAAACAAAACCAUCCUUAGUUCCCAGGCCAUGGGAAAGCAGGCUGAGGGCCACAUACAGCCCCAGAGCCACAGUCUGCUUAUUCUUGGGUUUCCAAGACUAGGAAUGUACAAGAAUCGCCAACCCCAAGAGGGAGCUCUAGGAUUUGCUCUGUGAAUUCAAAGUAAAAACCCGAGUUUGGGCCUUUGUCAAUGUUCUGAGCCCACUUAGGUUAGCCCAAGUUACCCCAUACAAAAGAGAUUUGCAAAAGAACCGUGAAGCUUAAGCACAAUGACUCAUUUCUUCUGUUUAAUCUUACCGAGGCUUGUCACCUCCCUGCUUCAUGAGUAGCUGCAAAGGCAUUCAGUCUGAGGAAUUCAUUUCCUAACCUCCUAAACUGACUGCAGUUCGGUUUCUUCCUUCACUCUGAUGCCCUCAUCAUCAGAGACCUUGAGGCCAUAUCCAACUGGGCAUUUUCAGGGUUUAUCUUAUCUAACUGAAUUGACCACUUUCUUUUCCUAGAAACUUCCUCUCUCUUUCUUCUCUGCCCUCCUCUUUCUGUGAUUUUUUUCUGUUUGUUUUUUCACCAGUCCUUUUGGCCAAUUUUUCUGUUUCCUUUAGUGUUCCUUCUUUCCCUUUGUUAAUCCUAUAAAUAUUUUCUAUUCUCUAUGGUUCUAUCUUGAACCAGCGUAUUUUUUUUUCUUACUUACCCCUGGCUGCAAAUACUGUUUGUAUGCUAAUUGUCCCAAGCCAGGAUAUCCAGCCCAAAUUCCCAUGCUAAACUCUGGACUGUACAUUCAUCUAUCUCCUUGACAAUAGGUUUAGAUGUUCUAUGAGCAUCUCAGUUGAACAUGUCCAAAAUUUAAGUUAUUGUCCUCUAUUCUGAUCUUCUCACCAUCACAAAUUCCCUACCUUGGUAAAUGGCAUCAGUACCCAUCCAUCUUGCCAUAUUGUCAGUAGUAGAUAGGAUCUCCCCAACCUAGGCUCCUCUGGUUGAGAACUACAAUCACCAUUCACAGAGGUGAAUUCUGUGGCCCUUCCCCCUGGCCAGACAUGAUUAUAUUUGGGUGGAUGCUUAACCCAAUCUGGAUGAAUCAGAUUAUCUCCUGGGAUUAUUCUCAGCCAUUAUUGGUACUUGAACUACAGAUGAUGCAGCUGUAUGCCUGGAGAAUAGAGAAUUGGUCUAUAGAGAGAGAUUGAAAUUGAUGCACAAAGAAAAGAAGAGUAGAAGAAAUGGCCUCAGAUAGAAUUAUCUUGACCCUGCCAUCCCAACUUCCCAUUUGCCUGUGCCUUGCCUAUAGGGCUGCCUCUGUCCUUGAGUCACCACCCUCUAGUAUAAAAUAGCUUGCUUCUAACCUCUUGUACUUAAUUACUAUAUUAAAUUUUCUCUUUUGAAUUACCUAACAUGAAUUUUGCAUCCCUGUCUGGACCCUGACUAAUGUAAAUAUCUUUGCAAAUAAGCACAGAAUGUUGACAGCAUUUACUUUAAGAGCUAUUUAUUUAUGUUUCACUGUACAAAUCUCCACCAUUUACUUCAUCAUUUGGCAAUUGAUGAAAACUUGUUUCCAAGUUUUUUGCUACUACAGUUAGUUCUGUAAUGAACAUCUUUGCAUAUAUAUGUAUUUUUAUAGGGCAAAGUAAAAUUGCUAGAAGUAAUAUUUCUAGGUCAAAAAGGGGGAUAUGCAUUUUUUAAUUUUAAUAUUAUUCCCAAAUUUCUCCCAAAAGUUUGCACCAAUUUGUACUAUUGACAAUUGUACAUUAGAGUGCCUGUUUACACUCCUGGCCAACUUUUUGUCGAUCUCACAGGUGAAAAAUAUUCCAUUGUUUGGAUUUGCUUUUCUCUGCAUUCUGAAUGAAAAUAAGUAUCUUUUCAUACGCUUACUGGCUCUUUGUAUUUCUUUUUCUGUGAACUGCCAUGUAACAGGUUUUAUUUUUUGCUCUGUUUUACUAAAUAUUAUAUAGCAUGAACUUUAUCUGAAACAAUAAUAAAACUGACACCAUCAAUAAAGACUGCAUAUUAUUUCAUUCUGAUUAUACCAUAAUUAUUCUUUUAUUAUUAGAUAUUUAGAUUGUCCCCAAUUUUUUUCAUAACAUUUAUAAGUUCUUGGAUAAGGAGUUAUGAGGACAUAAGGGUGUGUGUGUGUGUGUGUGUGUGUGUGUAUGUUUAAGGCUUUUGCCAAUUGCCAAUUGCCCAAUGGAAAGUCCAUCCCAGUUUGCAUUCCCACCAGCAGAUUGUGAGUGUGCCCAUUUCCCCAUACAAAAGUAUUCAGCCAAGAGGUAAUUUCUGGAGUUUGUGUCAUGAACUGCCCAUGCAAAAUGAUCUGCAGCCCAAGUGGUCAGUCUCCAGAAUUGCAGGUUUGAGGCUCCAGCAUGAGCAGAUUCCUUUAUCCAUCACUGUGAAGUUAAAACUACAGACCAGUCCUUUUCAAUAUGUUCUCAUUCAUCCCACAACAAUUUAUUGAACAUCUAUUGUGCUGGGAGGCUUUUUUCUUGUCCUGGAGGUCUCCCAUCAAAAAGGGUGAGCCACAGUUACACAUAAUUAAAAAUAUCAUAGUAUUGAGAAAAUGCUUGGGUGUUGGAGAAAGCCCAUCACAGACUUGUGGAACUUGGGCAGGGUGCUUAACUUCUCCAAACUUCAGUUUUCUUUUGCAUACAGUUGACAUCAUGAAACUGAUCAGAGGAUGGUGUUAAAAGGCCUGAGUGCCUGGCACAUGUAGGUAUUCGCAUAGGGAGUAAAAAUGUGGGCUCUGGAGUUGGGCUACAUGGUUUGAAUCUUGGCUCCAUUGCUGACUGGCUUUGUGACCUCAGGCAAAUUAUUAAACCUCUGUGCCUUCCUUCCUCAAUUUAAAGUGGGCAGAAACAUACUUACCUCAUACUGUCAUUGAGAAGAUCAAAUGAGAUGAUACAUGUAAAGUACUUAGAUAGUACCUAGACCUACUAAGUACUCAAUUAAUAUGUUAUUUUUUAAACAGCUUUAUUGAAGUAUAAUGUACAUACAGACAUAUUUCAUUUUAUUGUACUUCACAGAUACUGUGUUUGUUAUAAAUUGAAAGUUUAAGACUUCAGUGGAGGAAGAAACUGCAGAUGUGGUAGAAACAGUUAAGAGAACUAGAGUGAGAAGUGGAGCCUGAAGAUGGACUGAGUUGUUGUAAUCUUAUGAUAAAACUUGAACACAUGAGGAGUUGCUUCUUACAGAUGAGCAAAGAAAGUGCUCUCUUUUUUUUUUUUUUAGUUUUUUUUUUUUUUUUAAUGUUUAUUUAUUUUUGAGAAAGAGAGAGAGAGACAGAGCAUAAGCUGGGGAGGAGCAGAGAGAGAGGAAAACACAGAAUCCGAAGCAGGCUCCAGGCUCUGAGCUGUCAGCACAGAGCCCAACACAGGGCUCGAACCUACAAACUGUGAGAUUUUGACCUGAGCCGAAGUCGGAUGCCUAACCGACUGAACCACCCAGGCACCCUGAAAGUGGUGGAAUCUACUCCUGGUGAAGAUGCUGUGAAGAUUGUUGAAAUGAAGCAAAGGAUUUGGAAUAUUAUAUAAACUUAGUUGAUGCUGUCAAACAGCAUCACGUGCUACAGAGAAAUCAUUUGUGAAGAGUUGAUUGAUGCGGCAGACUUCAUU
Messenger RNA from Acinonyx jubatus (cheetah), 5573 nucleotides. It is a transcript of the gene YEATS4, whose product is annotated as YEATS domain containing 4. The record is from RefSeq and is a predicted model, not a curated record. Gene Ontology annotation, biological process: regulation of DNA-templated transcription. Bases 246 to 881 code for a protein of 211 amino acids. NCBI's taxonomy places the organism in Eukaryota, Metazoa, Chordata, Mammalia, Carnivora, Felidae. The transcript is spliced from 7 exons.